AUGAGAACAGGGAUAUUCACUGCUCCAGUUACAGGAACAUAUUUUUUUUCUGCAAGUGCUCGUGGUAAAGACAAAAGAACGGUCCUCCAUCUUCGCCAAAAUACUAAAAUGAUGGUCAGCGGGAAAAACAAUGCGAAUAAAUUUAGUACGUUGUCUUGUUCUGCUGUUUUGUUUCUUCAAAAACGUGACACUGUCGACUUGCUGUUGAGGCACGGAGAGAUACUUGGCUACACAGAUUCAGAUGGUCAUACAACUCAAUUUUCGGGAUUUUUGAUUUCACAGGAGGACUGA
Molecule: messenger RNA, 291 nt
Organism: Oikopleura dioica
Lineage: Eukaryota; Metazoa; Chordata; Appendicularia; Copelata; Oikopleuridae
Source: the annotation of a GenBank genome assembly